AUGGCACUGAUCGAGUGCGCCGAGUCGCUAUCCUCCUCCACCAAGGCGAAACUGCAGGACGCUGGCAUCCUCUACGUUUCGGAGGUUGUCUCCCUUCUCUCUUCGACGGGCUAUCGCGCUGGCGAUGAAGGCGACAGCAAGCCGGCUUCCGCGCUGCGGCACCUCAGCACUGCAUUGAAGCAUCACAUGUCCCCGAGUGACCCCCGAGCCCCGCGCCGACUGAGAAGAGAUGCCGGCGGAGAUGACCGUGGUGCUUUAGGUGGUCAGGCCGAGCCGGCCAGCGUCUCGCGCAGCAUCGAGACGACGGCGCCAUCGACUCUCCGCAAGGACACCGAGGCGUCAAGGUUCCUGAAUCUCACCGAGGACGAGAUGCGCGAAAUUGUCGAGAUGGCGGCACGUGCCACCGCAGGAGCAGAUGGGGAACACAAAGGAGGCAACGAUACUGCUUCCAGCGCGCAAGGGAGCGAUUCCAUUCAUGAUGUGAUGUCAUCUUUGCCUCCUCGCGCACCUGUUUGCUUAUCCCGGUCGGCGGACUCUGCACCCGAGACAUGCGAACGCGCUCACAGGGGUGACAGGCGCUCUGGUGCGAUCCCGGGCUGCCGCACGGUGCGUGAGAUGCACGCAGAAUUCCAGGCCCGUCAAGCGCAGGGCUUUUCGACCCACGUGACAACCUUCUCUGGGGAGCUCGACGGCGUACUUGGAGGUGGCGUUCCCGUUGGCGGCGUCACCGAGAUCAGUGGGCCCCCUGGCGUUGGCAAGACACAGCUGUUGAUGCAGCUAGCAGUUAGCUGUGCCAUGCCAGUAGAGUUCGGAGGGAUGGGUGGCGCGUGCCUUUUCGUUGAUACGGAGGGCAGCUUUGUGGCUGAGCGCUUAGAGCAAAUGGCCACGGCGGCGGUGUCCCUCGUGCGCGCCAUCCUUCUCACGCAGCCGCAGCCGCCACAACACGAGACCACUGUCGCGCCAUCAUCAGACGCGCGACUGUCACAAGAGUCGCCUAAAAAGCGAGGCCGCUCGCCCCCGCUGGAUUCCCGAAAGGCAUCGCGUUCACACGGUCAUUGCACGGACCUGGGUGCCGCACCAGGCAUUCAAGCGGAGUUCACGGUGGAGUCCGUGUUGCAGCGUGUGCACUACAUCCGAGUAACAGACCUUGCAGGACUGCUUGCGCUCCUGCACAGUCUGCCGUCGUGGUUUGAGGAGGAGCGGACUGCCGAGGCGAAGAGUGUUGGCACGAGUGGCACAGCAGACACACCGACGCGUUCUUCAGGGCAGGGUGACAGCUCUGUCAACAGCGCUCGCGCGGCAGUGCAGAUGGUGCUGAUAGACUCGAUCGCGUUGCCGUUCCGCUCCUCAGAGGACUUCCAUAGAGAAGGGCUCAUGAGCAGCACUGGUAGCAGUGGGGACAGCGCCAUGCAUCUUCUCGUCGACACUGGUAGGAGUGCUGCGCACAACAGCCUCUUUUUGCAGUCCCCCAACAGGCUCUUGUCGAAGCACGGACUCUGGCGACGGUCGCGGCUGCUGUUUCAGUGCAGUACGCUGCUGGAGGGACUGGCAGCCACAUUUCAGUUGGCGAUCGUUGUCACCAACCAUAUGACCACCAAGGUGCUGCACGGCACUGCCGCCAACGGCACUGCAAACGGUAGCUCAGCAGAGGAAUCCGGUUGCUCCGCGCCAAACAGCGAGGAGAACGCAGGCCAGCGUCGGCAGAGCGUUCUCGUCCCGGCGCUCGGUGAUGCGUGGGGCCAGGGCCUUUCCACGCGGCUUCUUCUUUCUUUCCAUCACUACGACGUUCCCGCCUGCAGUUUUGCUGAUCGACCCACCUCGCCGUCGGCUGCUACAGAGUGCACGGAGGACGUUGUCUACUCCCUGUCAUCACAGCAGCAGCAGCUGCCGACCUCUCUGCGCAGAGUGGUGCAGCACCGGGUGGUGCGGGUGCUCAAGUGCAGCGGCCAGCCGAGGCGGGAGACGUGCUUCGCCGUGACGUCGAAGGGGAUUCGUGACGCUCGCAGGGACAUGGUGUCACAACGCGUUGCGACGGCUAUUCGUGGCAGAGAACCGCACAAAUAG
Messenger RNA from Leishmania major strain Friedlin, 2064 nucleotides. RefSeq names its product putative recombinase rad51. The coding region runs from base 1 to 2064 and encodes 687 amino acids. The transcript has a single exon. Gene Ontology annotation, cellular component: replication fork; Rad51C-XRCC3 complex; Rad51B-Rad51C-Rad51D-XRCC2 complex. Gene Ontology annotation, biological process: reciprocal meiotic recombination; meiotic DNA recombinase assembly; DNA repair. Gene Ontology annotation, molecular function: ATP-dependent DNA damage sensor activity; ATP binding; crossover junction DNA endonuclease activity. The record is from RefSeq and is a predicted model, not a curated record. Lineage: Eukaryota; Euglenozoa; Kinetoplastea; Trypanosomatida; Trypanosomatidae.